Molecule: messenger RNA, 2507 nt
Organism: Parathielavia appendiculata
Lineage: Eukaryota; Fungi; Ascomycota; Sordariomycetes; Sordariales; Chaetomiaceae
Exons: 2
Coding region: 403-2166 (587 amino acids)
Biological process (GO): protein phosphorylation
Molecular function (GO): protein kinase activity; ATP binding
Source: RefSeq, a predicted model, not a curated record
AAUACGAUAGCCAAUCAGAUAGGGCUAACCAUGUCUCAAAUACCGCUGGAUUUCGUUUUUCCCCUUUCAAAGUCGAGGGAAGACGAAACUCACCCAGCAACUUUCCUACCGUUAGCCGAAGCGCCAGUCCGGCCAGAAUUUGAACAGAAAGAACGAGAACCCGCCUCCGCGAGCCAAGGGUCGCGGGAGGACGCCGAAAUCCGGACCGGUGAAGUGCCCGUUCUCCGCGCCUUGAGCUCUUUCGGGAGCCUGCAGCCCAUGAAUGCCCAACGACUUGGAAGUAAUGUCAACUAAACGUUGUGACUCGGGCCGCCACCUGGACUCACGGCUUGUCUGUUGCUGGCAGUCCGGGCCAGGGGUUCCAGACCUCUCAGCCCUCGAUCCAGUCUCACCCUCUUUGCCAUGGAGCUCGGUUCAGCAGCGAUCCACGAUGUCACCCACCCCACGGCUGCCUUCUCGCAAGGGUCAUCAUUGUCCAAACGCAUGACCACGGCAGCCCCUGAUGUCUCGUGGGAUGAAUCUCAACUCAACCCAAAGAACCGCAUUGACAGCCUCGAUUUCCCCGUGAAACCCCUCUGGAGGAUUGACGGCGGCACGGGCCUGGGCACCCAGUUCUUUGUCGUGCCGCUUUUCCUCCCUUUCCCUCCGCCCAUGCGCUUCGAUGUGUUCAUCCCUGACGAGGCCGUCGCGUCGCGCGUUCUCCGCCAGCUGCUGGAUCUGAAUGUCGCCUUCCACACCAAGGAUGCCCCAAGACUCCGUCGGCUUGGCAUUUCCAGGCACAUUGUACGCGCGCUGCAGGCCUGGGUCACGACCAUGGGCCAUGAUGCGUAUUCGACAUUGUUAAAUGCAUUGCCAUUUGGCUCGCGCAUCAUAUUCGACACUCUCUCCAUGGAUAUACGGAAGACAAGGAUCUCAGUCGUGCCAACGUACUAUUUGGAAAGGGAGUUGCUCGGGUUGGCAAGAUUGGAUGAGGCCCUGGCGCUUUCUCCUGGACUUCUUCCUGAGGCCAUCGAUAUUUCGCGCCUAAGCAUUGUCCAGGAGAUGUAUGACAGCGUCUGUCUUGUGCGCAUGCGCGACCACAGAGGAGAGGACGGCACAGACAAGCUGUGGAUUCUCAAAGCCCUGUCCAGUAGCACUAAAUACCUGUUCGUGGAGCUGCGGAAUCUGCUGCAGAUGCAGCCGCAUCCUAACAUCAUCUCGAGACCGGAAUACCUCGUCACCAAGCGCUGCCUGUUCGGCGGGAAGACGGCAGUAAUCGGCUUCCUCCUUCCUUUUCACAGGAACGGCAGUGUCCGAGAUACUCUGCCACUUCUGCGGGUUCACGGUCGCCUUGCCCUGAGAGAGCAGGUGAAAUGGGCCAUACAACUCACCUCGGCCGUUUUGCACAUCGCCGAGCGCUGCCGCAUGUUCUACCCCGACCUACGGCUGGACAAUAUCCUCCUAUCAGCAUCCCAUGACAUUGUCAUGGUCGAUUUUGAGCAGCGCGGGGUGUGGUGCGAGUUUGCCGCCCCGGAGGUCAAUGCCAUCGAGUACGUACGUAUCCUGGCCAGCGACGACUUGGACGAAGCGAAUUGCACCAUUCCCGAAGAGACUCGUUUCCAUUUCGCCGCCCUCCUCAGCCGGCUCCUUCCUGGUUGGGAUGUCCUCCAGACGUGUGAGGGUUAUUCUUCCCCUCGGCCGCAUGGAUAUGCCAAUUACAACAUUGCCUGGCUUGCUCUGGACGAAACGGAGCAGGAGGCUGCCAUGGUCUAUAUGCUCGGACGAGUACUGUGGUGCAUCUUUGAGGGCCAGAGCGCACCACACAAAGCUGCCGUUUGGCAAUCGUAUCGCUACGAGCCGGACAUCGAGUUCCCGGACUUCCGGGUGACGCCGUGCGGGCUGAGGGAUCUUAUCGAUCGCUGUACAAGAGGCAGGCGUGACGUGCUGUCGAACCUGAUUAUAAGACGGGGUAGUAAGCUCGUCGUACGCGACAAGGACAGUUGUACCGCCGAGGAGGUGCUUCGUAUUGCUCGGGAGUGGUGGCAAAACGAAGUUGAAGUCGCCGAAGAGUUCCUCAGAUUGAGGGAGGAACGCAAGGCUGCCGGGCAAUGGGAUGGGAAUCAUUUCAAGCGACCUAGGUUGAAAGACGUCUUGGUUGAGCUGGAGCGGUUCCGAGACUUGAGCUGACCUAGGUGGGUGCUGCGCUGCCUCCCCUGGGAAGGCUCAGAUCGGGGCAGCCGAGACGCAUUGUGAAGACCAAAGUUCUUUCAGCCGGGAUAAGCCAGCCAUGUGCCACCGCCGACGAAAUCAAGAAAGAGCUCUCAAUGCAGCGGAUCUAGAUCCACAGAGUAAUUGGGAAUUAUGACAAUCUUUGCCUGGGCAGGGCAUGGGUACCAGGUUCAUAUAUACAACAUAGAGAAGGUGACGAGGCCGAAGAUAUUGGCGGAUCAAAACAUUUCUUGAGGCGAAAUUCAUGUAUCAUACUGCAUCAUACCUCCUUUAGCGUUUCCCUAACCGCGAUGGCACGG